AUGUAUUACUUUUUCUUUUCUCCAGGUUCUACUCUGGUGUUGUAGCAGGUGCCAGGGAGGCAUUGCUCUGUGGCAUCCCGUCUAUAUAAAUAUCUCUUAACUGGAAGAAAGAUGAAAGCCAGGAAAGUGAUUUCAAGGAUGCUGCAAGUGUUUGUUUACCUUUAAUUACUGCAGCCAUUAGAGAUAUAGAGAAGGGUGCUUUCCCUAAAUGUUGCUUAAUGAAUGUGGAAGUUCCGGCAUCUCCUCUGGCAAAUAAGGGAUUCAAAUUAACGAAACAAAGUCUUUGGAAGUCCACGUUAAGAUGGAAUGCGAUUCCAGCCAACAGGAAUCCUGGUGAACGUUUUCACUCUAAUCAUCAAGGCCUUGGCAUACAGCUUGCUCAGCUAGGUCGAGACGCCUCUGCUGCAGUUGCACAGGUAACAAAAGAGGUUGCUUGGACUGUUUUGGAUAUGCAUCCAACUUUGUUUUCUCUCGCACGGGCAUACUCUCUUCUGGAUGGUGAUGUACGUGCACAUGAGGAAUUGCUUAAGAAGCAGAGCAAUAACUUAAUCAGUGCCACCGUUAGCAAAAAUAUUUUCCAACUGAUUUGGGGGAGUUAAUCACUGCAAGCAUUGUCUUUUGGUCACUGCUCAGAGUUGAUGGUAGGAAUGUGUUAAGGGAGGAUUUGUAUUUCCAAUCCCGGCAACACAUGGUGUAAAUAUGUGAUAGGUUUUAUCUGGUUAGCUUCUUUGUAUGAAAGCACAUUUAGCUCAUUAGAAUUUAGAAGCACUAUUUUCUUUUGGGAGUAUACAUUUUUUGUAUGAAUGUUUCUACUCUUUUUCAUAUUGUUACAGUAUAUUCAGCUGAGAUAUCCUAUCUAAGUCUA
Molecule: messenger RNA, 865 nt
Organism: Ipomoea nil (Japanese morning glory)
Lineage: Eukaryota; Viridiplantae; Streptophyta; Magnoliopsida; Solanales; Convolvulaceae
Exons: 5
Coding region: 219-599 (126 amino acids)
Biological process (GO): double-strand break repair via break-induced replication; DNA catabolic process; resolution of meiotic recombination intermediates
Cellular component (GO): Holliday junction resolvase complex; nucleus
Molecular function (GO): 3'-flap endonuclease activity; crossover junction DNA endonuclease activity
Source: RefSeq, a predicted model, not a curated record